AUGGGCCCGCUUAUCCUGGUGCUUGCAGCGAGUCGAACAAGUCUCGGUGGUGAGGAGGAAUCCAGUGCAUCUUACGCCAAAUCAGGAUGCAGGGCGUGCUCUUCUUUCGUACUGGGCCAGCGAGACUGGGAGCACGCAGCCUUUGUUCUUUUCCCAGACUGGUUUCGUUGUGGAUCGACAAAGAAGAAUCAGACGAUGAUAGAAGGUGUGCAACGACGUGAUGGUCUCACCACCAUUGACGAGAAGGUCGCCGUUGCUUCGUUCAUCGAUGAUCGAUGA
This is a messenger RNA of Coprinopsis cinerea okayama7#130, 279 nucleotides long. RefSeq lists its product as hypothetical. NCBI's taxonomy places the organism in Eukaryota, Fungi, Basidiomycota, Agaricomycetes, Agaricales, Psathyrellaceae. The transcript is spliced from 2 exons. The coding region runs from base 1 to 279 and encodes 92 amino acids. The record is from RefSeq and is a predicted model, not a curated record.